AUAUCGACAUUAAAAAAAAAAUGUCUUAAAGGGACACUCCCACCUUAACAUUAGUUUUGAGUUGAGAUAGCCAAAUUGGUGGCCAUGGCCUGCAAAUACCGGUUUGGGCACUCACAACAUCGACAAAUGCUUUAAUUCGGAGAUAUGGAAUUUCAAACUUGCAGUUUUCGGAUUCUAAGGGGCUAGUGCAUUGGUAUGCCCCCUUAGAAUUUGUGACGUCAGCGGAGAUCUAACGAUUUUUAAAUCUUUUACUAAAACGUUUGGUAGCACGCGGUGGUAUAUGCUGCUUUGCGCGCAACAAAUGCCGCACUUUCAAAUAAAGUCGCUAGGAUCAGCGGAGAUCCCAAAAAGUAAACAAAAGUAAAAGUCUAAUAUCUUGAAAACCAGUGAAUAUUUUUCGAUGAAAAUUGGUAGAUAUUUGUUUUAGCUCUUCCUGAACCGAGCGACAUCACUUUCGUGCCAAUUCAUUAACUUGUUUGAAGGUGGGAGGGUCCCUUUAAGGUAUCUUGCAGAGGGCCCAAGUUAUAUAAAUAAACAUAAAGACGCUCAUUUUUUUAUGAAAAUUUAUGCUGGGAGAUUAUCAAUUAAAAUGAGUGUCACAAAGUUUGUUAUAAGUUUAACCAACAUUUGCUAAGGAGGCUGCCUUGUUCAAGUUCAAGUCGCCAUCGCCAGGAGCCUGCAGAGUGACAGCUCGGCUGUGUAGCGUGUGAAGAUGGACGAGUCGGCUCUCCUGUACCGUGCCGUCGAGCCGGACGGGACAGACGACACCCGUCGGGUCGUGCUGCGGCUGCCCGAGGGAUGCGACACCGCUGAAGGUGUCAUCAUGCAGAUCGAAGGUGACAAGAUUCGCAUCAUUGCGCAAGGCGACGAGGUGGGUGAGGCGCCGCUCAGUCUCGCCAUGGAGUCCAUCAUAGAGAGCGCUUCGGACACCGUCGGUGAGGACGCCGCGCCUGCUCUGACUGGCUCUGAGCAGCACCGUGAGCAGGAUCAGCAGCAGCACGGAGAACAGGCUGACCUUCAGCCGGACGUAGACUGCGUAGAGGAAAUGGAGGAGCCCUGUGACGCGGCCUGUUUCGUGUGCUCGGGCCCGUGCGGCCGCCCGACUCCUCUGCUGCUGUGUCGGACGGCUGGCAGCGGCGUGGCGCUGGCCGAGAGACUGGCCGCCCUGCUGCCGGUGCGGCUUCACUGCAGCGCUACGGACUGUGUGUGCGACGGCUGUCGGCAACUGAUUGAACAGGCCGACCUGCACCACACCCAACUGAAGGCGGUGGAGCUGCGCGUGCGUCAGCUGUACCGGCUCGAGGAGCGACUGGAGGAGGAGGAGCGGCGUCAGGAGCAGGAGCGCGCGGCCGCCGCGCACCGCCAGGAGCUGCUGGAGCGUCGCCGUCGGGUGGAGCGGUCCCGCCAGCAGGCACAGGAGGCGGACGACGAGCGGUUAAGGCGGCAGAUCGAGCGGCGGCUGAGCAGGGCCGACCGGCGGUCACCAGUCGCCGCCGAUGAGUCCGGUGCUGAGCGGCAGAGGAGGGCCGCAGAUGAGCCGCCACCACCGCCGCCGCCGCCCCCACGCGCCGGAGAUGACCCGACGGACGAGGAUUGGACGCCGGCCAAGCAUUACGCGGACGGUCGGCGUCGCCAGGCUCGCCGCUCGUGGCAGCCGCCGGAGCGGUGCGCACGGGAUCAGCAGGAGGAGACGACGCCGGGCGAUACCACCGAUGAUGCCGCGGCCGUCGCUGCCGGGGCGGCAGCGGCUGGCGCUGGCGUCACGGAGGAAGGGGAAAUAGGCGACCGCUCAGUCGCAGAGGAAACUUCUCAGUUUCAGACGAUGGUAGUAACGGCCGAUGACAGCACGACUGCGGCGGCGGAUGAGGAGGAGCAGGCGGCGGCCGUCUGCCGGGACCCGGACGGCGUUCAGACCACCACUAUCGAGUUUGUCUCCCUCAACUCACCCACCGGCCACCGCAGGGACAGGACCGCACUGCUGAGUGGGGGCGGUGUCAGGCGGCGGCGGAAACCGGCGGCCGUGCCGACAUUCUACUGUCGACGGUUGUGACAAGUCCUUCGAAAAUAGCAGUUCUCUGGUGGAGCACAUCACCACGCUGCACAAACGCCCCUGGUGCCGUCGGUGCCGGUGUGAGUUCGACUCGGCGCCGGAGCUGGCCAAGCACCGACGCCUCUGUCGCAGCCAGUGUAACCUGUGCGGCCUGAGAGUGGCUAACAUGGCGCAGCACAUCCGCACCAAACACCCCUCGCACGGAGAGGACGGCGGGCAGAGCGUCCGAGCGGCGGCAGAGGGCGCGGAGAGAGCCGCCGGACAGGGCUCCAGGCGGCGCCGUCAACCCCGACGAACGUCCCCGACACCAGACGUCGCCAGUGACGCCACCCCGACCGUCAUCGAGUACCGCGACGUCAAGACACUGAGGGAGCAAGUGAAGCACGUCAAGACGCCCCGAAUCAGUCUCAAGUACCGCCGCUCGGUGCUGGAAAACCUGGAGAGGAUCCACCGUCUGACUGUAACCGACCGUGCAGCGACGUCGACAGAGGAGGCACCGGCCGGCGCCCGCAACGAGCGGCCCCACGCGUGCCAGCGCUGUGGCGAGCAACUGGGCUCGCUCCAGGAGCAGAUUGUGCACCUGCACACGGUGCACAAGGGCAAGAGCUGGUGCAAACGGUGCCGGACCGAGUUUCCCGACAAACGGUCCCACCUGGAGCACCGCGCCCGGUGUCGGCGCACCAACGGCACGUGUCACUUGUGCGGCAAGGACGUCAAAAACCUGAAGAUGCACUACCGAAGAACGCACGACUCCGACUGGGGGCGGUCAGAGGCGCUGGUGGAUGUGGACGGAAAACUGGUCAGCGCGUCGCUGGCAGGUGGCCAGUGCGACAUCUGUAAGAAGCACAUCUCGCACCGGCUGAGACGGCACGUGGCCUCUCACGUGCGUCACCCGUGCCCCAUCUGUAAGAAACUGUUCAGCCGAGAGGACGUCAUUGCCGGACACAUCAAGCGGGUUCACAUGAAGGAGCGACCUCACAUCUGCAACCACUGCGGCAAGGGCUUCGUCUCGCUGUACAGCAUGCAGAGACACGAGAUGAUCCACACCAACUCGUACCGCUUCUACUGCCAGGAGUGCGGUGACGGCUUCCGUCAGAAGCAGCAGCUCACCGCCCACAUGCGGCACAAACACGGAGUGGUGGAAAUCGAAUUUGAGGAUGUUCGGGAGUCGACCUUCUUGGGCACCAUCACCGAUGGCACCGUCACCACCGAGCUGAGGUUUUACUGUCAGGAGUGCGGCUCCGGGUUCCACUCCCGGCGUCUGUUGACGGCUCACAUGCGAAUCAAACACGGCGUGGCCAACGUGGUCUUUGAGGACGUCCAGCUGCACGUCGCCGGACCAAUCGAGCACCUGGAGGCGGUCACGGUGACCCCGGAGGAGGGCGUGGCCGCGCUGACGGAGCAGGCUACAGACACGGCCGACUCGACGGCGGGCGAUCCGCGCCAGAGCUGGUGGGACCCCGACCAGCCGGCCACCUACUGAGCCACUGGUGGGACCCCGGCCACCUACUGAGCUACUGGUGGGACCCCGGCCAGCCGGCCACCUACUGAGCCACUGGUGGGACCCCGGCCACCUACUGAGCUACUACUGGUGGGACCCCGACCAGCGGCCCGGCCACCUACUGAGCUAAUGGUGGGACCCCGACCAGCGGCCCGGCCACCUACUGAGUCACUGGUGGGACCCCGGCCAGUUCUGAGCCACUAGUAGGACCCCGGCCACCUACUGAGCUACUGGUGGGACCCCGGCCACCUACUGAGCCACUGGUGGGACCCCGACCAGCCGGCCACCUACUGAGAAUUCACCUUGCGCAUCUCUGCUUCGGCGUCGUCCAACCUGUCGCGACUGUUGACAUGUUUAUGUUGUCAGUUGUUGGCUGUCUGAAUAUGUCUGUACAUUGGUCACGGACUCGUGAACUGCCGCUGGGGAGAAUCCUUACGGUCGGCUAUCGUGUUUUUGUUUGCUUUUUCUCGACUCGGCGCCGUUUGGCGGCGACAUGACUGAAUGACGUGGUUAGUAAUAGAUGUGUGUUUAUCGACAUGAACAAUAUAACGUCUUACUGCAGUCUCAA
Molecule: messenger RNA, 4119 nt
Organism: Amphibalanus amphitrite
Lineage: Eukaryota; Metazoa; Arthropoda; Thecostraca; Balanomorpha; Balanidae
Product: myeloid zinc finger 1-like
Exons: 19
Coding region: 2217-3533 (438 amino acids)
Biological process (GO): regulation of transcription by RNA polymerase II
Cellular component (GO): nucleus
Molecular function (GO): DNA-binding transcription factor activity, RNA polymerase II-specific; RNA polymerase II transcription regulatory region sequence-specific DNA binding
Source: RefSeq, a predicted model, not a curated record